AUGACCGGGCCACUAGGAGUUACUCAUCUGCUGCUUUUUUCUAAAUCAAGCAAUGGAAAUUCGAAUCUUCGCAUUGCUCUCACACCCCGCGGCCCCACGUUAAAUUUCAGAAUUGAGAAUUACUCUUUGUGCAAAGAUGUCAAAAAGGCGUUGAAGCGGCCGAGAGGCUUGGGGAAGAGCCACACAACUCAUCCACUAUUGGUUAUGAACAAUUUCAUGUCUUCGAAAGAGGGGGAAGCAUCGGAGAAAAUUCCAAAACAUUUAGAGUCUCUUGUCACCACGGUUUUCCAGUCUCUUUUCCCUCCAAUUUCACCUCAAACAACACCACUUGCCUCAAUUCGACGUAUUAUGUUACUCGACAGAGACCGAUCAUCAAAGAAGGGACAAGAUGAAUCUUUUACAGUGAAUCUACGACAUUACGCCAUCACAACAAAACGAAUCGACCUGCCUAAGAGGAUAAGGCGACUUAAUCCGAAGGAAUUCCGGGGUAAAGAGAAGGAUAAAGCUGUCCCAAACUUGGGUAAAUUGAAUGAUGUUGCAGAUUAUUUGCUGGGCGGUGGUGGUGGCGAUGCCGGUUUUACGUCUGCAAGCGAGACCGAAAUUGAGACGGAUGCGGAGGUAGAGGUUCUAGAAUCCACGACUAGAAAAGUGUUGAACAAAAAGGAACUUCAGCGAGCUAAGGAAACUGGGUCCAAAUCAGCUCGCAGCUCCGGAUCAAAUGUUGAGAAAAGAGCAGUGAAACUGGUUGAACUCGGACCUCGUAUGAAAUUAAAGCUGAUGAAAGUGGAAGAGGGUCUCUGCGGCGGAAGAGUUAUGUGGCACGAUUAUGUGACCAAGACUAAAGAAGAAGCCCAGAAGCUGGAUGCAUCUUGGGAGAAGAAACGCAAAGAAAAGGAACUCAGGAGAAAAAUACAGAAGGAGAAUGUUGAAAAGAAGAAAGCCCUGAAGGCAAAGGCACCACGUGAGGGUAAAGACGAUGAAGAUUCUGAUGAAGUUGAUGAUGAUGAUGACUGGGAUAGCGAUGACUUCAUCCACGCGGAAGAGGACGAAGAUGAGGAAAUGUGGGAAGCAGAAAAAGGGGAAGCUUAA
This is a messenger RNA of Trichophyton rubrum CBS 118892, 1089 nucleotides long. RefSeq lists its product as uncharacterized. The record is from RefSeq and is a predicted model, not a curated record. Gene Ontology annotation, cellular component: preribosome, large subunit precursor. Gene Ontology annotation, biological process: rRNA processing; ribosomal large subunit assembly. Bases 1 to 1089 code for a protein of 362 amino acids. Lineage: Eukaryota; Fungi; Ascomycota; Eurotiomycetes; Onygenales; Arthrodermataceae. The transcript has a single exon. Gene Ontology annotation, molecular function: rRNA binding.